UGCAUCUGAGCCCGACUGACAAUGUACCCCAACCCUCUCAUCUACUGCACCUGCUGGGACCCCUGGAACUUGGGGCCACGGAAGCUAAUCAAGACCCCUCAUCCACUUCCAAAGGCCUCCACAGGGAAGCUUAAGCAAACCCUUCCUACACCAGUUUCAAGAGACCGCAACUAUCUCCUGUCCCAACCAACAAAACCUGCUGUUUCCCCAAAAGACAAAGCCCAGACAGGAAAACCAGAGGAGAGCAGCAAACUUCCUUCUGAAGUGAUUGAUGUGUCACCCGGCUAUAAACUUGUUAGAAAUCGAGAACAGAUUUCAGUCACCUUGGGAGAUGAGAUGUUCAAUAGGAAAAAGCACUUGGAAUCGGACAUCUUGAACAAAAUCAAGUUUUCCAGGACUGAUAUCAUUUCUGAUCUUGAGGAGCAGAUCUCUGAGCUGACAGCAAUAAUAGAGCAGAUGAACAGAGACCACCAGUCUGCCCAGAAACUGCUCUCCAACGAGAUGGAUCUCCGCUGCGCUGAGAUGAAAAAGAAGUUUGAAAAUGAAAACAGGGAUAUCAAGGCAGCUCACAAAAUGGAGCUCGAGAAGUUAGAGAGCAGCUAUAAAGACGCGCUGAAGGUGGAGAAGGCUGCUGCCCAGGAGAAACUAGAGGAGAUGGGCAAAGAAUAUAAGUAUCUGAAGAAUAUGUUUCACAUGUAUCAGGAUAGCAUUUAUGAUGAAAUGGAAGAUAGGUGGUCAAAGCGCAAGGCGGAAUGGGAGAAGGAUGAGAAGCUGGAGCGAGAAAAGAUCCUGUUAAAACAAAAACACAGGAUAGCAAAGAAAUUUGAGUUAGAAUCCGAAGAAGAAAAGAAGAAAAUGAAUGAAUCCUUCAGCGCUGUCUUUGAGAACUUCACUCGAGAGAAAGAGGAGCUCAUCAAACAACAUGAUGAAGAUACCUUGAAAAUGCAGGAGCUGAGAAGAUCCAAGGAGAUCUUGGAGGCUGAGUUGCAGGCACAGUCUACCAUUCUGGAGACACUUAAUACGAGCCUUUACCAUUGCCAGCUGGAGCUCCAGAGAGAGAAAACUAUAGUGGGAAAUCUGGAGAAGCUGUUCCAGACGAAGCUUGCUGAGGCUGAAGAAAAGUAUAAGUACACCAUACAGACCCUGACAGAAGAAAACGCCAGCCUCAGGCAAAAGAUCAUGGCCAAGAAUGAGGAAACUUCUGAAGAAGUAUCAGAGAAGUCAGCCUCCACUACUCCUUACAUGCAUGAGCCUGACUUUGCCGAACACAGCAGCAACAAGAAGCAAGCUCAGUAGAUAACAAACUGUGCUCCAUGGCUGGACCGGCAGCAACACAGCCUCCAGCAAGGGUUUCUG
Messenger RNA from Phodopus roborovskii (desert hamster), 1356 nucleotides. It is a transcript of the gene Flacc1, whose product is annotated as flagellum associated containing coiled-coil domains 1. The record is from RefSeq and is a predicted model, not a curated record. NCBI's taxonomy places the organism in Eukaryota, Metazoa, Chordata, Mammalia, Rodentia, Cricetidae. Gene Ontology annotation, cellular component: sperm fibrous sheath; outer dense fiber; cytoplasm. The coding region runs from base 22 to 1296 and encodes 424 amino acids. The transcript has 14 exons.